Molecule: messenger RNA, 1090 nt
Organism: Cyprinus carpio (common carp)
Lineage: Eukaryota; Metazoa; Chordata; Actinopteri; Cypriniformes; Cyprinidae
Exons: 5
Coding region: 37-864 (275 amino acids)
Source: RefSeq, a predicted model, not a curated record
UAUUAUGGUCAUGAUGAAGGCACCCAAACAACUGACAUGUUUCCUGAUGUGCAGCUGUCUUCAACACCAGUAAGGGGCUCAGUCUUCAGGCCCAGCAAGAGACCUCGUCUGGUGUUAGAUGAGGAAGAAGAAUCAGAAUUAAAUGUCGAACCCAAUGAUUCCACAUAUAACCCAGAUUCUGUUGUCACUGAAGAAUCAGAAUUGGCGAUAGAUCCACAACCCGACCACAGCGAUAAUAAAUACAUUGUUUUUGAAAGCUGUCUUCGAGAGCUGUUUGUGUCCUGUCCAGUUUGUAAGACAAAGUGUGUUGUCCAGAGCAGACGAAGGGGGACUUUUGUUGCAUUCACCCAGCUUUGUGAAAAGUGUAACUACCACAGACAGUGGCAGAGCCAGCCCAUUGUAGGGAGUACCCCACUUGGAAACCUGCUAUUGUCUGCUGCAACGUAUUUUAUCGGUGGAUCUUUUAAACAACUAGAGAAGAUUUUCAAGGCCAUGAAGCUCCAGAUGAUGCAUUUUGUAACUUUUAGGAUUCAUGCCAGGAAUUUCAUUGAGCCUACCAUAAUACACAAGUGGAACCAAGAUCAACUGAAUCUUAUAAGACAGCUGCAAGAGGGAGGAAAUGUUGCUGUGGCUGGAGAUAUGCGUGCUGACACGCCAGGACACUCAGCCAAAUUUGGCAGCUACACCAUUAUGCACAUGGAAACCAACAAAAUUCUGGAUCUUCAACUAGUUCAGAGCAACGAGGUUGGUGGCAGUUAUCAUAUGGAAAAGGAAGGAUUGAAGCGUUGUCUCGAUAAGCUGGAGUCUAAUGGUUUAGCUGUUGACUACAUAGUCACCGAUCGCCAUCCGCAGAUUCAGAAGUAGCUGAGGGACCGCAAUAUCACUCAGUUCUAUGACGUGUGGCACUUUGAGAAAGGUAAUUAAUUAUCUUUGUAUUAUUAAUCAAAUACAAAGUUGAUUCUUGUUAAAUUAAUUGUGUUUAACUGUUCAACCUAACUUGUAAAUUUUUAUUUUUGGGGUAAUUUGAUUAUCUUGAAAUAAUGAUUGUACAACAAAGCAUUUACUUUGUAUAGGUUUAUCUAAGAAACUU